UUGUUUGGAACCGGUAGAUGCAGCGAAAUUCAUUUCGAUGAAAUUCGAGGUUACAGAUGACAAACUGGCUCACCAAAAGUUGUUUGAAGAGAUUAAAGCGAGCUUGUUCUCCUUUUCUAAUGUAAUUGUGUUGUUAAAGUUUUAAACUUGACUAUUCAGAUUUGUCCGAAAGAACUUAUUUAUUAAGUAGUGUUUUAACUAUGAAUGGAAUUAAUUGGUUGCACAGAAAAAAAGAUGAAUCAACCACUUUUAGGAGAAAAAUUGUUGUAAAUCUUCUUGCUCGAAGUUCAAAUCUCUUUAUAGGAUUUGUAAAAAAAGCAAAAUAACUUUUAAAAAAGAAGGUCAAUAUCCUUUUAGGCUUUUACAAAGUAUGAAAAGUAGCAAGUAAAGUUUUAUAUGGCUUUAAAAGAUUAGGAUUAUAAAGUUACAUUAACUUUACGUUCGGCCUGAUAUAAUCUCGUAGUCAUUAGUGGGCCUAAACGCUUGGCCCAAUGAAGUAAAAGAGCAAACAGAGCUUGCUUAUCUAGAGGAUUUUGAUUAGCUUCAAAAAGCAAUAAAUAGAAAGUAACGUCCACUCGCCAAUCUCUCUUUAUCUCUCCCACUAAAUAUAUCCUCUCUCUCUCUCUCUCCCAAGUUUCUCGCCAACAAACAAAUUCUCUUAAAGAGCUGUUCAACCUCACGAGAAUCUCGGAAUCUCCGGCGACAAAAUUCAAUCAAAGCGGAGGAGGAGGAGGAUGUGUUGUGGAAGGAUAUGCAUGCUGUGCACGUGUUUGAUUCUGGUGGUGAUCGCGAUCGGGUUCCUAUUCGGGUUCGGAGCUUUCAAGGACGGUUUCCACAAGAUCCAACAGUCCGUUCAUCUCGAAUGCGAUCCGAGAUCCGGAUGCGGCGGAGGAGUUGGACGUCGUGGUUACGGUUUCACAGCUCCUCCCGCUGGUAAUAACUAGCUAGCUGUGUCAUCUGAUAUGAUGAAUUCUUAUUCGAACCAGCAGCUAGCGUUUGCUUUUAGAUUCGAAUUAUUUUAUAUGAUUUUUUAGGUGUUUACUCUCUCGAAUAGCUCCACAUUGAUUAUUCCGUUUCGUUUAACCGUUAGAUUUAGUUUUCACCUUAUGAUUGAUUGUUUGCUUAACUUUUCAAUAUGUUGUCUAUUAAAAUACAUUCCGAUUACGUUACGUCUAUAGAUGUUUUCACGUUAA
Molecule: messenger RNA, 1193 nt
Organism: Brassica rapa (field mustard)
Lineage: Eukaryota; Viridiplantae; Streptophyta; Magnoliopsida; Brassicales; Brassicaceae
Source: RefSeq, a predicted model, not a curated record